Molecule: messenger RNA, 2104 nt
Organism: Seriola aureovittata
Lineage: Eukaryota; Metazoa; Chordata; Actinopteri; Carangiformes; Carangidae
Product: FYN-binding protein 1-like
Exons: 10
Coding region: 45-1205 (386 amino acids)
Biological process (GO): integrin-mediated signaling pathway; protein localization to plasma membrane; T cell receptor signaling pathway
Cellular component (GO): plasma membrane
Source: RefSeq, a predicted model, not a curated record
CUGUGGCACACAAACUAGAAGGACACACACACAGAGACACGCUUAUGUUUGCGCACAAAGAUCAGGAAAGACAGUCACACACGUGUGGUCUCAUGGCUCUACGUCGCAGCGCUAUGCCAGAUGCUACCAGCAGACUGGCACUCAAAGAAAAGGUCUGCGCUGAAUCCUCUGUUAAAUCCAGAAUAGCUGUUCUGAUGGGAGAUCUAUCAGGUGCUGCAAUCAUAACCCAUAGCUCCCACACUCAUAAGCCUGACUUCGAGGGAAGUCUCCUUAAAACACAGAAACCAAAACCCGUAAGAACCCAAAUUAAACUUGAAAGACAGAGCAGUGACCCCUGUGUUCCUAAGAUGAUGCUUCCUCCUGUGCUCGUUCUGGGAAGCCCUCCUCAGAAACCUGAGAGACCUCCAAAUGUUGACAUUCAUCGGUUUAGAAGGAACAGAAAAGCUUUGAAUGACGGACCAAGGAUGAAGAUACCACAUCAUGUUGCUCCUUCACCUACCCCUCGACCUCUACAUUUGAAGCCACCACCCAACCUUGCAGCUAUUUUGAUGCAACAAUCAGAGAGAUUUAAAAAACAUCAAAAAAGAAAUAGAGAAGGGGACACAAACCAUGGUGAAGUCACAGAGGAGAAACAAGCAGAGCCAAAAGGAACCAUAAACUCAGAGGAAAUGAAAAGACGAGCCAAGAAAGAGGAGAAAAAACAACUGAAACAACAGGAAGCGAAAGAGCAGAGGCACAAACACACAAUGAUGGUGGUCAAGAUGAAAGGACCUGCUCCUGUAGUCAAGAGGGGAAAGGCACAUCUUGAUUUUAAAAGAGCAAAAUCUGACUUCCCUCUGGAUAAAGGACGGAUCAUUCAGAAUACAGAAGACUAUGUGAGGACUGAGUCUAUUGAUAAAGUCUAUCCUCACAAAGAGGAGGAGGGGCCUGGGUCUAUGUCUUACCAGUAUGAGUCAGAGGUUUAUGAUGACAUUGGGGCACCAGCUUAUAGGUAUGACAUUACGUCUCUCAAACACUUCAUGUACAUCUUGAAAGAUAGAAUCAGUCACACAUAUUAUCUUUUGUUGAUUUUACACACUGUCUUAUUUUUUAGUGAGCUAAACAAGCAAUAUGGCAAGUUUCUUAUAUUGCUUUUCAGUCAUUUAAUUCAUCGAUUGAUAUAUAUGAAUAUGAUAAUAAGCCCUCCAUGUAGUCUUGACUGUUGAUUUCCCAUUUUUGAAAUAGUUGAGGACGAUAACCUUUAUGAUGAGCUGGAUAAUCCAAAAUCAAGGUUGUACUAUUUCUCUAUGUUUUGGAUUUGUGCAGCCAUUACAGUGGAGAUCACAGUGGGAUGUAUUGAAAGUAAAAAGAAGUCAUCGUUUGGGUGACACCUAGUUGUUAAUGUGAUUAUUGUAACUAUAAUAACUUAUGCUGGUUUUACAGUUGAAGCCUUGAAAAUCUGUGUAAACUAAUUUGAUCAAACAUAAUACAUUUCUACUAAUUCCACCUAAUGUCUUAUAAUACACACUUUUUUGUUGAGGCUGGGAGUCAGACAAACUAUUUUUGCAAUUAUUUAUGAUAAUCUGUCCAUAAACUACAUUCUUCAGGCCUGUUUAAACCACACCAAACUGCAUCUUCGUAAAGCUUUUUUUUUCUCUUCUCUCAUCAGAGUUUCUCUUCUGCCACAACUAACCACAGAUAGAGAUGACCUGUAUGUUGAUGUUGAUUCCCAGAGUCCUCCACUGUCUUUUAAUGGGCUUGAUAUUUAUGACAACUUUAAUGAAGACAGUAUCUAUGAGAUCAACUAAUCUACAAUGAUGCGGUGAUCAUCAUUAUUCAUACCUUUUAUUGACCAUUCACUAUUUGAAUUAUUGUGCAUUUUCUUGAUCAGAAAGCAUGGUCAGUGAAGAUUCAUUAUGAUGAUACAUGGUUUUGUUAGAUCUAAUGUUUCAACCUGUUGUAGCUGCAGCUUUAGAGGAGUUACAAGUGCAAUGGUGACUUGCUUCGUAAAAUAUGGACAAAUGCUAUUUCUCUUCAGUGGGUGUGUUGGCUGGUAGAUUAAUUGGUUGAACAAAAAUGUUAUCAGCAUUUAUUUAAGCAACUUGACUCUAUAUGUAACUGGUUG